This is a messenger RNA of Trichoderma asperellum CBS 433.97, 615 nucleotides long. NCBI's taxonomy places the organism in Eukaryota, Fungi, Ascomycota, Sordariomycetes, Hypocreales, Hypocreaceae. The record is from RefSeq and is a predicted model, not a curated record.
AUGGCAGCCUCUAAGCUAUCACAGGCCAGCGUGGCCAUCAUUAUCACCAGCACUCGAACUCCUAGAAUUGGCCCCAAAAUCGCAAACAUUAUCAAAGACAUCGUAGAAGAAGCAGAUCAAAACGAAACGAAGCUCUCUUUAGUCGACCUAGCAGACUUCAAGCUACCCAUCUAUGAUGAGACCGUUGUUCCAUACCAGGUCCCCUCUCAGGCAUCCUAUGCAAAUGAGCACAGUCGUCGCUGGAGUGCCGAGAUCUCCAAGCACGAUGCCUAUGUCCUCGUUAUCCCAGAGUACAAUUAUGGCAUGGCUGGAAGUACAAAAAAUGCGAUUGAUUACUUGAGAAACGAGUGGAUAGGCAAGCCCGCAGCCAUCGUCAGCUACGGUAUGGCUGGCGGUAAAAACGCUUCAGACCAGAUGCGCGUGAGUCCUACAAGGCCUCAGCUGGUAUUUGUCAAGAGCGAUGAAAUUUCCGAUAUUUUCACAGCCAUGCACAAGGGAGAACUCGGGGAAAGGUCACGCGAGAUUUGGACGACUAAGGAUAAGCAGGACAUCUUAAAGGCUUUCGGGGAAUUGAAAGAGGCUCUUAAGACUCCUUCCGCAGAAAAGAGGAACUAA